UCAAAAUAUACUUUCUUUCUGAUAACAAUUUUGUUUUAUUUUUCUACUAGUUGACAAAAAUGUGAAUAAAGUAUCGUUACAGCCACUUCUUCAUUAAGCAAGCUAAAUUUUCAAAGGUCAGUUAUGGUCAAAAACUUCUGAAGGGUUUUCGUUUUUUCUAAAUUCAACUUUUAGCACGUCUCUAUGUUGGGUACUGUUUAGUGGUAUGGUAGGUUUUUGGGAUCUAAGUAAUAAAUUAGUUAGGUAUUUGUUAUCAUACUAACUUCCUAUCGUGUUUUAUUGUUGGUUUGGAGAAAGAUGAUCUAAAGGUGCAUUGGGCAAAAUAAAUAACCCUUCAGCCAUAUUUCGAUCCCAUGUAUGUGAAUUUAAAGUGUAUUAUAAAAGGUGGCAUAGUUUUAUUAUUUUCCUUGGGGAAAUGGUUUAGAAGCGAUAGUUUUCGUUUCUCGCACGAGUUUUUGGUUCACUGUCUGUUUGUGUGACUUAGUUUUACAGCGUUAUGGUUUCAGGAGCUCCUAGAACACCAGUCAUGUACUUUGUACCCUCGUAUUUUAUUGAGGUACUCCUGAUUAUAUUACCUAAAUUUUGUUUUCAAACAAAGCCUGCUUAAUGAACAGUCCAGGCACUUUCAUGCAUCCUGAUACGAAGGUAACAUUCCAAGAACCCAGGAACAGUGGAAGUUUUAUGGCAAAUGUAAAGUGGGAACCUCUGCUAAGUGACGCUUUUAAUUGGACUGGAUACAGAUUGAUUUACGCCGUUGGUAUGGUAUCUGAAGCUAUCCUUAAAUGCGUGGACCUUUAUAAGAACGAGACGAGUUAUUUUAUAAGCAGUGGUCUACCGAAUGACACGCGCUUGCGACUCAGUGUUGUUUCCAUACCAUUUUCCUCCAGCCACAGUAAUUUUACCUUGUCCAUAGACUGCCAUAUUCCAUGUCAUGAGAAGCCAACGAUGAGUGGCAUAUCAACCCUGAAUACAACCAUCGUCACAAGUCCAUCCGCAGGCAUUGUUGCAAGUCCAACGAAAGCUCCUCCCACGAGUCCAACGUCAGAAAGUAGCAGGCUUAAUGUUUUCCUUGCUAGUACUGUCCUCACGGUAUUUAUGUGUGUUGCGGCUGCUUUGCUGGUUUUCUUCUACUGCCAUCGACUACAAAAAAAGGCGUCGCUAAGACAUACGGGCUCUUUUACAGACAUACAAUUUGAAUAGGACGCGUUUGUCAUAAAUAGCUCCCAAGACUCAGAACUCUUAUCCCAACUCUUGAGGGAAAGCAUGAGCUGAGAUGUUGUGUGCAGUUUAGUGAUGUCCCUCUUGGAGUUCAUUUCCGUCAAAAUAUGGUUGACAGAGUUUACAAGUGUAAGAAGACAGUAGCCGUUGUGUCCACUCACUUUUUCAACAGUAACUAUUGUGGCUCAGAACUGGAUUACGCCCUUCACCGACUUAUGGAAAAGAAAGGUGAUAGCUUCGUUCUGGUCAAACUUGAUGAUGUCGAUAGAAAGAAACUCCCUAUAGAGAACUACAAAAAAAGGAGUUCUAUAGACUAUCCAAAGUCCACUGAUUUACAAACUUGGGAGAGAAAACUAGUUAAAUGCUUGAAGGCCACCAACUCUCGACCAGAAUGAAAUGUAGUUGGGAAGCUUUUACAUCCAAAGGAAUACCUGAUUAUAUGCUUUGUAAAACCACGUAGCUACUCGUUAGGCAUCUUCAUGCAUGGCACGAUCUCUAUUCGUUAUUGGUUGGAGUGAAAUUUUUUGCCGUUUUCCAAUGUGUCUCUGUAAAACGUUUUCCCGUGUAGAAUAUAACUUUGUAUCAAGCUUAUGAAGCUUUUGAAGUCUGUACCGUACUGUAUUUGUUAAGGAGAAAAGCCAGAAGGCUCAUUUUUUAAUGAUUGAUCAGUUCACUAAUUACAGAAUGAUCUUAGAUACGUACAUAGUAACAAUGUUUGUGUUUUUUCUGUUUUUUUUUGUGAUCGGACCUUUCAGGGUCACCACGCGCAUAUAAAAGGAAAGUUUAACGUCCCUUUAAACAGUUCUUCGUGAGUUUUUGAGUAGUCUUGGUAAACUUUCACGUUUCGUUUUCUCGACCCCUGGCACACGCGGAACCGGUAUGUGAGUGUCUUUGUAACUUUGUUUUUCUAGUAUAGUCUUUUCAGUGUCGGGCGACAAUAUACGAACAGAUAUUUCGUUGUGUUGCCGUAUUCUCUAUUGAUUUAAAGGCCAGAAUUGUACCAAAUGCGAGUGAACCCCCAUCAUUUAGAUGAGAACAAUGGGCUCUUUACCAGCCACCAAUAUUCUUUUAAUUUGUAUCGAAACUUUUGUUCUGUUUCAUUUGUAUUGUUAAUCUCGUUAUCGACGUUAAAGCCCAGUUUUUUACACGCGAUUCUUUGAUUAUGUAUUCCAUGGCAUUUCAUUAGAUUGGUAGAACUUCAUUGUAUUGUUGUUUCAGUUUACGAUCCAUAGAUUGAUUGAUUGUGAGAUUAAUCGUGAUUUUCAUCGUUGAUUGUGGUUUGUGGUCGAUUGCCUUUCAAGAAUGGAUUUACAAACAGUC
This is a messenger RNA of Stylophora pistillata, 2538 nucleotides long. RefSeq lists its product as uncharacterized. NCBI's taxonomy places the organism in Eukaryota, Metazoa, Cnidaria, Anthozoa, Scleractinia, Pocilloporidae. The record is from RefSeq and is a predicted model, not a curated record.